AACAAAUUAAAAACAAUUUUAUUUAAAAAAAAUUUUAACAAAAAAUUUUUCCAAACUCAAUUUAUUAAAAGGAUUUGAAAGCGAAUAAUUUUUUAACAACCAAAAAAACUAAAAAACAAACAAACAACUCCCACAACAACAACAACAACCAAAACUUUAACCCCAAAAAUCGUUUAACCGACAUACACACACAUUCACACACACAAUGGAGCAUUUAAUGACUGCCUUUAUGCCACCAGCCUAUUUGUUGGGUCAUCCUACAGCCUCUGCGCUAUCCUCUUCUUCGGCCACCACCUCUCCGGCUACAUCACCCACAGCCAAUUCCUCUGGCCUUAGUAAGCCCAAGAGAUGGGGUUCACCACCCGUUAAUAUGGGAGGACAAUUUAUUAAUCCUGCUACUGGUAAAAAACGUGUACAAUGCAGCAUCUGUUUUAAGACUUUCUGUGACAAGGGCGCUUUAAAGAUACACUUCUCCGCAGUACAUCUUAGAGAAAUGCAUAAAUGCACAGUGGAGGGCUGCAACAUGGUUUUCUCUUCGCGGCGCUCACGCAACAGACACAGUGCUAAUCCCAAUCCUAAACUGCAUUCUCCUCACAUACGCCGCAAGAUUUCUCCCCAUGAUGGUCGUACCGCCCAACAGUUCCCUCUCUUUCCCAUGGCUCCUGCUGGUAUCUUGCCCCCUGCUGCUGCUAUGCCUGCUUUUCCUGGUUUAAUGCCUCCACAGGGUAAUGCUUUUGCUCCUCAUCCUGCCGCCAUGUUUGGUGAUUUCUCCAGUCCUCAAUUCCAACAUAUGCUAGCCAGCCAAGAAAGACUAUUGGGAGCCCAGCAUUCGUCACACUCUAGUGGUGCUUCCAAUGCCUCCGAUAAUGAUGAUGAUGAGGGUUAUGUACUCGAUGUUCAGGGUUCAAAUGCUAGUCAGGGUAGUCACAGUGAUGUGGAUGAAUAUUGUCGUGAGGUCGAUGAGGAAGACAAUGAAGAAGAUGAAUUGAUAUCGGUCUCCAUAGAAGAUGAAGUCAAACCUUUAGCUACAGCCAUGCAUUCGGAGGAUUCCAAUGAACCUUUAGAUUUCAGCUUACACAAACGUUCCCUGGAUUCAAUGUCAGCCGCCGAAAGACUUAUGGCUAGUCCCAGCAGCAACUGCUCAAGUUUACCAAAACCCUCCAAUAGCUUUUCCAUGGACAGUUUGUUAGGCAAAAGAAAAAGAUCCUGCAGUGAGUCAGAAAUGUCUUGUGAUAACUCAUCUCCCGUAACCAUUAAAAUGGAAAAUGAGGAAGAAGACAGCAACUGUUUGGAUCUCUCUGCCUCACAGGCCAGUAAAAAAGUGCAAACUGUACCCUCCGCCCAUUCAUCACCCCUCUCCCCUGAAGAGCAACAUCUAAGAUUAUUGCAAUCACAAAUGUUUGCUGCAGCCGCCGCAGCAGCUGCUGCUCAAACACAAAAUCCUGAAGGCACAGAAAAUACCGCCAAUUCACCUCCUCCCAUGUGGAAUCUACUCUCCGAGGUAUAUCGUUCCAUGCUUUUGAACAGCAGCUCAACUCUUAAAACACAACAGCAACAACAACAGCAGCAAUACAAUGAAAUGUCUACGAAUGCCAUUUCGGUAUAAAUGCACAAAUAAGGGUUAAAAUCACAAAAACCCUUGAAAAAAAACUCCUCACACAAACUCGCUUUAGGUUGUUACCUCAAAAUGUUAACUUGUUGUAAAAUUCUCAUUAUUUUUAUUAUUAAAUAUAAAAUAAUUUGUAAAUGUAUAUAAAACUACAUUUUAAGUAAAACAAAAACAAAUUUUAUAUGUAAAUAUUCCCUCACAAAAGAAAAAAGAAAUCAUCAUAUUACCUACAAAAGUAUUCAGCAAUAUUUAAUUUAAUUUUACAAAUUUUAUUUUUUUAAACUAUUUUUUAUAAAAAUUUAUCUCUCUCUUUAAAUCUCGCCCUAGUGCAAUACUUUGUAAAAAAUUAA
Molecule: messenger RNA, 1959 nt
Organism: Lucilia sericata (common green bottle fly)
Lineage: Eukaryota; Metazoa; Arthropoda; Insecta; Diptera; Calliphoridae
Product: protein disconnected
Exons: 2
Coding region: 206-1606 (466 amino acids)
Biological process (GO): regulation of DNA-templated transcription
Cellular component (GO): nucleus
Source: RefSeq, a predicted model, not a curated record